Messenger RNA from Didymodactylos carnosus, 1155 nucleotides. Lineage: Eukaryota; Metazoa; Rotifera; Eurotatoria; Philodinida; Philodinidae. The record is from the annotation of a GenBank genome assembly.
UUUUAGUACCAAAAUUUAACGUUUUUCAAAAACUAAUGUGAGAUUCGUAAUCAGCGUCGAAAACUGCAUCUAGUGGUAUGCUCCUAUCAGUUCUACUCUAAAAUAAUUUUUUCAAAAACUUGAUCAGCGAAGUCUCGAGUUACGUGGACAAGCCGCUUGAAGAUCGAAAUCACAUAUUCUUCAUUUUUCAGUUCACAAGCAAUAGGUUCUGAUAAGCAAUAGGUUUACCCCUUAUAUAAAGAAGUUAAGCCUUUUUUCUAGCUUUUGUUUACCAAAAAUGUAAUCAAGCUUUUCUCAAAAAGUUCAAUUUUUUUUGGCGCUUUUUCAAAAUUAAAAAUAACCACGAGGAUUUACACCUCUUUUCUAACGUUUUCUACAUUUCUAUAGGUUCUCGGACGAAAAAGACACCGAAACAUGCGGUUUUUUAUGUAUCUCGCAAAUCACGAAAGUUAAACGGUUUACGUGAACAGUAGUGUACGAGCUAAAGAUAAACGUAAACCUGCCUGCUUUCUCUAUUUCCUCUAGAAAUUGAAAAGUUUUUCAUACCACAUUCCCUGACUACGCGUUGUCUUAUUCAACAGGUAUCAAGGACAUCGAAAUAACUGGCAUUGUCAUCUGUGUGUUAGGUUUGAACCAUAUUGUAAUGAAGGAAAAGCGAAGGUCAAUCCUAAGUAUGUGCAAGAAGCGACCAAUCUUCGUCAGAAAACUAUUGGCAAAUAUCAGAAAUAUCAACGUGACUGUAUCGAUAAAGCAGGAAAACUACAGGAUAUAAAAGUUGAUCUGUUACAACUUGAGUCUACUGAAUUUGGUCUUCGAUUUAUGGUACGUGAACCGCGUAUUGCUAUCUGCAGCAAACAACAUUCAACAACACUACGUGCACUUUAUGAUUAUCUGAUGCAACUGUACGCUAGUAUGAUCACGAUUCAUGAAGAUUUUAACAACUUGGGUUGCCAUCUGUGUCUCUUUGUGUCGACACAAAGUGGCACAACCGCACGUUCCGCUACUUUAUUUAAUUCAGGUAACGUUACAGAUGUCGAUACAGUUGGUUAUAUACAAAUGGGUGCGGAAGAUUACUAUCGAAUAUUGCCUACUGAACUGAAACAUAAAUGGUUAAAUGAAUUUAGAAACAAUGGGCAAUAUAUUGUGCAUACGUAA